GUAAAAGAGACGGCAACAGAGCCAUGUCGACUACGGGUCCCAUAAGUACUUAUUAUGUGGAUUCCUUGAUCAACCAUGAGAGCGAGGAUGUUCUGGCGUCUCGAUUUCCGACGACUGCUUCUAUGUCCUCCGGUUCACGCCCGACGCCUCUCGUUCCGGAGUGCGUGGAUUAUCCGUCGUGCAGUUUUGCCCCGAAACCACCGGUUUUUACUACCUCUUGGGCCCCUGGUCAUUCACAGUCAUCAGUGGUUUACCAUCCGUACACACAUCAACCUCACUUAGGGACAGACUCGAGGUAUGUCCGCUCGUGGCUAGAGCCUAUUCCUGGUACUGUGUCCUUUCCGGGCUAUGCAGCUAACAGCAGGCACUAUGGGUUAAAACCUGACGCCUUUCAGGAUCCCCGAACUACAGACUGUUUAGUUUCAAACGGACGCACCUAUUCGGAUUAUGUCUACUGUUCAGCGGUCGACAUCAGGGACAAGCAGCAGAAUCCAUCUUCCCCGGAGUCUGAGAUCGUGUCUUCCGGAAAGCACAAAGACGAGAAGGCUGAGUUGGACCCAAAUAAUCCUGUGGCCAACUGGAUCCAUGCGCGCUCAACAAGAAAGAAGCGAUGCCCUUAUACAAAAUAUCAAACACUUGAACUCGAAAAGGAAUUUUUAUUCAAUAUGUAUCUUACAAGAGACCGACGAUACGAAGUGGCCAGAGUGCUGAACCUGACGGAACGACAGGUCAAAAUCUGGUUUCAGAACCGACGGAUGAAGAUGAAGAAAAUGAACAAGGAAAAAAUCGACGGCAAAGAAUAAAGCUUUUAAAACUUUUACUGAAAACAGACUGAAGGAACGUUAAUUUUUUAGUCUUAAUAAUUAUCGCCUUCCUUGCAACAGAAACAAUGAUAGUGGGCUUAUUAUGGUGUAAUUAUGAUUUCUUAUUACUGCAGUUUUACCAAUUUUUGUUUAUACUAACUCUAUAAGUACUUGCACAUUUCAGCCUUUUUGGAUUUAGAUUACGUUUCUUUAUUUUAUAUUCUUUAAGAGCUGUCCCCGAUGUAGAAGCAAGACAAUACUUGAACUCCUCAACUUCUAAACUUCGUAAUUUAUAAUUUUUACGUGAAUGUUCAUCCAGUGCGUGUUUUGAUUUUUUGUAAAAGGUGUAGAAAUUUGAUAUUUUGUAACAAGUAAUAUAGUUUAAAGCAUUUACGUCAAUGUGAUCUUGCUGUUUUUACUGUAACUGUGCAUUUCCAUUCAUUUUUCAUAAAACUGUACAAAAGUUCAGUAUGUAUUGUAGAUGCUUAAAUAUACUAUACUGUCAUCUUGUUAAAGUAAUUGAGUACAUUUUCUGAGCACAAUUUUGAAACAUUUAAAACGGGGUUUUUAGUGAAGCUUGAAAAGAGAUUUUGGCCUACACGUAUAUUAUGUCCUCAUCUGGAAAAAAUCGAGUCUAGGCUCACUGGGAAAAUUAUGCACGAUGACAAAACUACACUGUAAAGCGUUAGUCAACGUUCAUGUCAAAAGUUGCUCUUAAACAUGAGCUUACAAAUAAACCAAACACACUAAAAUGCUACAUGCCACUGCCAUGUACAAGCCAUAUAUGUUAUAGGCUAUGUCAUUACAGACUCGGUGCCACUAUGUUUCGUUAUAAUUUGCCCAGGGCCUUGUUUGGCAGCUUUUUUGGGGGUAGGAAGUUAUGUUUAAAUGGACCACAACUCCUGUGGUAUUUAAGUUUCAGACUUUAGAAUUUAAACCUCAUGAGACGACGACGACAACAACAACAGCAGCAGCAACAACGACAACAACAAUAACAACAACACAACAACAACAAAAACAACAACAAUAAUAAUAAUAAAUACUUGUU
Messenger RNA from Clarias gariepinus (North African catfish), 1851 nucleotides. RefSeq names its product homeobox C9a (gene hoxc9a). Bases 24 to 803 code for a protein of 259 amino acids. Gene Ontology annotation, molecular function: DNA-binding transcription factor activity, RNA polymerase II-specific; RNA polymerase II cis-regulatory region sequence-specific DNA binding. Gene Ontology annotation, biological process: regulation of transcription by RNA polymerase II; anterior/posterior pattern specification; embryonic skeletal system morphogenesis. NCBI's taxonomy places the organism in Eukaryota, Metazoa, Chordata, Actinopteri, Siluriformes, Clariidae. The transcript has 2 exons. The record is from RefSeq and is a predicted model, not a curated record. Gene Ontology annotation, cellular component: nucleus.